CGACCACGUGAGUUCCACGGCGGCUCGUUCGAAUUGUUUGCGUCGCCCACUUUGAGAAAGUGAACCAAGAAAUGUACUCUGGUGUCUUGCUUCUUUAUUGGUAGUAGAUCCAAGGCGAGCUCGAGGCUGCUAUUUAUUUGCAAUAGGUCAUUUCUGAUUGAUAUAAAGAAUAACAAUGGAACAGGAUGGACCGACCAAUUUCAAAGCUCUGAGGGCCAAGUUCCAGGAGGAGGCUGCCCUGGCUCAGGCCAGGAACAGCCGACCCACGAUCGCCGAGAAGCCGCGAAACGUCCACCCGCCCAGCGGCCAAUGCUCCUCCGUCCCCCCGCCCGGCGGCCACUGCCGCUCCGUCCUGACCGAGCUCCAUAGCGCGGCAGAAAACGGAACGCAGGCGGUUCCCAGGGUAAUCUUCAGAAGCGAAUUGAGGGCUUCAGGCAUGCGUCCCAUUUCUUUCCCUCCCCAAACGUCCCUUCGGACACGAACCAGGAAUGGGGACGAUAACAUGCCACCACCAACAGCAGCGAGGCAUUCUGUCCUGGAGGGGCACUUGCCCUUGGUCCUUCCCCCACCCCCACCCCCUAUGAAGGAACAUCAGCUACACCCAGUGGCAUCCACUAAGGAACCUAAGCAGCUGAUGGAACCACCACUUGAGACCCUGCCCUCCACCAGGACGAAGAGAAAAGGCUUGCUUCUCCCCUUCAAAGCUUCUAAAUCAUCAAAGGGCCCCACAGCAGGUGAAGAGUGUGCCCAAGCUGCCUCACUGACCAACAGCAGACCUGCUAGCGUCCCCGGUGAGCUGCCCUCCCUCCAGGGACAGGAUGAGGCCCCGUGUCCCAGAGGGGCAGACGGUCAGCUACCCAGCCCGGACGUAACUCCCCCCUCCCGGGACACCAGCGGCGACUCGGACAGCCGCAUCAUGAGCACCUUAGAGAGGGCCAAGAGGAAGUUCUCUCGCAAACACAUGCUGCUGUCCUGCAAGGCCAGUAGUCUGCUCUCCACUGACGAGGUCACCCCCGCCACCACCACUGCCCGCGCCACCUUGGGUAAGACGGCGUCUAUGUUGUCGAAGGCCGUAGCGACCAGCGAGGCAAAUUUCCCAGUUCCAUCCCCGGUGUGUCUGCCAGACUUGGCGUGCGUCUCUGCCCGACCUUUCUUCAAAGUGGGCACCACCUCGCACAGUGAGGACGGAUAUGGAUUACCUCGUGGGAGAGCGGACGGACCGCCCCAGCCGCCUGCUCCCCCCAGGAGGUCUCUCCUGGACGCGGCCGUGCUGGGGCCGGUGCCUGCUAAGCCUCCCAGGCCGCCAUGCGUAGACCUGGGCUUCUACUUCCCAGCCCGGGAUCUGAGCCCGCCCCCUGUCGAAGACCUCGUACACGACCAAUCGACAGCCAACGCCACCCUGCUGGAUGCGCCGGACUUCCCCGACUUUGACCACUCGGUCAGCGGAGCGACAGACGCCCACCACCCCAUCGACAUCGCCUCCCUAGAGGUGGAGGCCCUCGAAUUCGUCGACUUUGACCUCCCGCCCCCGGUAGACCCUGAGCUGUAUUUCGAAGCCCUGCUGGAGUGUGAGCCUGCAGACCCUUUGACCUUUGACCUCCAGGCUCUCAACCUGGAUAGCCAGGAGGACUCUGUGGCGCAGGAGCCAUCCAGCCUCCCUGAAGCCCCAGACCUCUGCACUCUCCUGGGGCCUGUGGCCCCAGAGAGCUGGUGCGGUCAGGGCCGUAUGGGGACCCCUGAACCGCCUCCAGUGCCGGAGCACGGCUCCUCUGCUGCGGGGGAGGCACAUCCCGGGGCUUCUGAGGCGGGCUCCUCCCCAGAGGAGGCAGUCCGAGCCCGACAUGCAGCUCUGGCUAACUGGAUCGAAUCACAGCCCAGCUCCCCCCAGCUGGACGGUUAUCAUGGCACCUGUGAAAACCUGUAUGAAGACGUGGAGACCAUCAACGGAUACCUCAGCGGCCAGAACUCAAGGACACUAAAGGAACAUAAAGGCGGACCCAAGAAUCCAUAUGCUGACAGCAAUCAAGUGAAAGAGGAAUCCCGCCUUAACAUAUGGCCUCGCAAUCCAUGGGGCAGCCGUUCAGGAGAGCACAGCCAUUCAGUCCAUCCUCAUUUCCACAGAGAUCGCCAGAGCCCCGACCACAACGAGCACAAGGAGCAGAAGAAGAGGGAGAGGCAGCGGCAGGAGAAGGAGAAGAAGGAGCAGAAGGAGAAGGAGAAGAGGGAGACCGAAAUGAAAAAGAAGUUCAAGGUGACGGGUGUGGAGGAGCCUCUGUACCACGCCAAAGUGAUGGUGGCCAGCAAGGUCCAUAAAAAGAACGACCUGACGGUCACCAGUGGAGACAUGGUCAGCAUCAUCCGCACCAACAGCUGUCCCAAAGGACGCUGGCUCGCCCGCGACGCCAACCUAAAGUAUGGCUACAUCUCUGUGAUGAACGUGGAGCUGAACAUCCAGGAGAUGCUGGAGCUGGGCAAGACGGCCCAGGCGGCCCGGAGAGAAGGCAACAUGGAGGCGGACACCAUCAGCAUCGGGAGCAGGUCUUCUAAUUACCCGCUUCUCACCAGCAGCUUCACAGAUGAUAGCGAGGAAUGGGCGUGUGAAGAUGAGACACUUUCCCACUCCAAUGAGAGCCAUAGCUUCCAUCAGCAGACCACUCUGCCAGAGAUGAUGUGCAGCCACCCUAGUGCCCUACACACACUCAGCGAUGCCAACCUUGAAGACCUGCACACACAGACCCGACACGAAGCUCUCCAGAAACUGGCCACCUUCUUCCAGCAAAACAAGGAAGACUAUGGAAUCGUCAAAGAGAAUGGUGGAGACACUCCUACCAAUGUGGAUCAACCAAGCUUCCUGUCUGCGGUUGAGGAGCCCCCCUAUCUUGAACAGGAAAUGGAUUUCACCCACCUGGAGUUGCUACCCCCACCCCCCCUGUAUGCAGACAAUUUUUGACCCCAACCACCCCCUCCACCACCGCUUCAACUGUCAAUCCCCACAGAAGGGCAUGAAGCUCACCUCCCUCAAUGUGUUUGUGCUGAUAGGUUUUCACCCUCACCUAUAAUGGAAGUUUACACCAUUUUUAUUUUUUUCUGGUUAUUAUAUUCUAUGUAUGGUAAUCAUGUUUUUGUUUCUGUUGAAUGGUUUGAAAAUGCACUUAAAUGAAUUGUUUUGCCUCUGCUGAAGAGUAAUGUGUGCAAUAAAAAAGGCACUCAAUUAUUCACUCCUAGUUGCUUUGAAUUGAUUGACACGGUUAUUGUUGAUAUCGGGUGUUUGUAUGGUUUUUUUUAUGUACUACUUGAGUUUACAGAAUUUAUUUUAUUCUGUUUCAUGUAUAAUAAAUGUU
This is a messenger RNA of Gadus chalcogrammus (walleye pollock), 3341 nucleotides long. RefSeq lists its product as uncharacterized. Gene Ontology annotation, cellular component: plasma membrane. Lineage: Eukaryota; Metazoa; Chordata; Actinopteri; Gadiformes; Gadidae. The record is from RefSeq and is a predicted model, not a curated record. Bases 176 to 2950 code for a protein of 924 amino acids. The transcript has 20 exons. Gene Ontology annotation, molecular function: protein binding. Gene Ontology annotation, biological process: integrin-mediated signaling pathway; T cell receptor signaling pathway; protein localization to plasma membrane.